Molecule: messenger RNA, 8647 nt
Organism: Colias croceus (clouded yellow)
Lineage: Eukaryota; Metazoa; Arthropoda; Insecta; Lepidoptera; Pieridae
Exons: 21
Coding region: 982-4380 (1132 amino acids)
Biological process (GO): regulation of transcription by RNA polymerase II; negative regulation of DNA-templated transcription
Cellular component (GO): transcription regulator complex; histone deacetylase complex
Molecular function (GO): transcription corepressor activity
Source: RefSeq, a predicted model, not a curated record
CCUGUCCUAUUUCAACAGGUUUCGCUUUUCAGCGGUUGCAGUUCGGAACGCGUGCCUGUAGUAACACAGCACAAACAGUGCGAGGAACACACGUCGUAUCCGAAAACUGAAAACACAGUUUCACUGACAGUUCCGACUUUACCUGACAUUCAGCGCCGUCCUCCGGCUUUCGGCGCCUUAUCGCGUGUUCUGAUACGAACUAAAAUAUUUCGCUACGGACAAGAUUUAUAUUUGGAUACGAUGUAGCGGCAUGUGUUUUGUGGAUAACAUUUUUCAGAAAGUUUUGUGAGUCAUGAAUGCAAACUUUAUUGUGCCAAAAACAGUAAUAAAAUGAACAUAAUGAUCGUUUUAGGACACGAAAGUUUGUUGUGAUGUAAUAGUGUUUUGAUUAGAGUUAAUAUUAAAAAGUUGACACGAUGUAAGAUCUGGAUGUUAUCAAUGUUUACCUCUUCUGUGUUGUGAGUAAUAGUUAUUAAAUAGAUGAUAGAUUCCUGUAAGUGAAGUCUUUUAGACUGACGAAGAAACAGCAAAAGGUUGUGAUAAUUAAAAGCAAACUUACGUGGAAAUUGCAAUUUUCCGUUUAUCACUUACAGACUUAUCAAUGAAACUUCGGUUGUACUUUUUUCAUACGUUGUGAGUAAAAUUAUAUAUUUACUUAUACAAAAGCCCUAAAUAUAAAGUAUUAUCUUUCAAUCAGGCGCUAAUAUAGUUAUAUUUCUACUUUUAUUUAUCGGUAAUGCAAAACGGUUGUGUUAUACAAAGAACUAUUAUUCUUUCAUAAUUUCCCUUGAGGUUGUGAAUGCUACAAUAAAUGGACUGAAGGCAAAUACUCCAAAAUUUAUGAUUCAGAUAAAGGACAAAAUUGGUGAAUAAAAGUUGUGAUGAAAUUGGACAUUUAUGCGUACCCGAGGGUAUCGAAAGUGGCUUCAUAUGUAAAGAAUGGGCCGGCGAUAACACUGAUGGAGCGGCGACUCUCGUGCUAUGAUGACUGCUGUUAAUUCGGUAAUAUUCCAAUCCAGCAAACAGUCGAGGAAAUUUAACUUUACGGUCGCGACAACCCGAUUGCCGCUGCCGACGUUCUCGCCGCGGGCCGUGCUGAUGUACAGCGCAGCGGUCGGCGGCGAAGGUGUUGCGCUGCAGCUGCGGGAGGCCACGCCGGCGGAGAUCGAUGCACGGCUCGACACGCGGCUCGAUGCGCGGCUCGACGCGCGGCUCGACGCACGGCUCGAUGAACGGUUCGCCAUCGCGUGCCAUGAGCCUGAGCUGCUAGCUGAGCUUCUACACGCCGCGGCGGAUAUAGAAGGCGAGCACGACGGUCUGACGGCACUGCUGGGGGCUGCGUCUCCGGACCUGGCAUUGGCGUCUGACGCGUCUGACAGCCUUCCCUUGCCAGACAAUGAUCGAGACUGCAAAACACCAUCAUUGAGCGUGGGCGGCAUCACAACGGUCUCUGUAGCGCUGACGGGCAUCGACUCCCGCCCGCUCACGAGGAAGGUCCGGCCAAAACCAGCGUCGCCUAACCGACAAGGACCCCAGCAGUGCCAAGUAUGCAACAAAGUUUUUGGCAAUGCAUCCGCUCUCGCAAAGCACAAGCUAACGCACAGCGAUGAGCGCAAAUACGUGUGCAUUACCUGCGCGAAGGCGUUCAAGAGACAGGAUCAUCUAAAUGGCCAUAUGUUGACACAUCGAAACAAGAAGCCGUACGAAUGCAAAGCGGAUGGAUGCGGCAAGUCGUACUGCGACGCGCGGUCACUGCGCCGGCACACGGAGAACCACCACCAACCACAUCCAGAAAAAACCGGCAGCGCGGAGAGCGUCGCGGAACGUGACGCGAAUUCGGCGCGCGGCGUCUCGCCCGCCUCGCCUUCGCCCGCGCGUGCUGUCCUGCACUCAGAUACAAGUAACGGGUCAGAGAAGUCCAGUGUGACAAGCACAAGCGGGAGCGGUGGCGGGGACAGCACGCCACCGCGCACGCCGCCCGCACCACCCCGACCCAAGCCCAAAGCCAGGCCGAAAGCUGCCACGCAGCAGGGAAGUCCAAAAUGCGGGGGUGGUACCACUGCGAGUGGAACGCCCAGUAAUACGACAAGCGUAGGCGGAAGCGGGACACGGGCAACUGAAAUCAAACCAGUCGAGUGUAAUCUUUGUCAUCGAAAAUUCAAAAAUAUUCCCGCGCUCAACGGACAUAUGCGACUGCACGGUGGUUAUUUUAAAAAGGAUUCGGACAAUAAGAAGUUAGAUAAAAAAGAAUCUACUGGACCUCCACUACAAACAGCAUCGGUAUCUGUAAGAGCACUUAUAGAAGAAAAAAUCAUCAGUCGUCGAGGAGCUACGACUACACAACCGACAGGUGUUACAAUAGAUACGUCAUCACGUUCGGGCUUUGCAACCCCAGCGCCACCACCAUUAUCAAACAUUCGUUCAUCAUCAACAUCUCCAGCCUCACCAGUUACAACGUCGGUACAUUUUGUAUCGCCAAAAGCUCCACCAGUUGUUAGUUUUGCUAGCAACGCUGCAUCCAAUCUUAAUUCAGUUCAUAGAGAUUCUACUCUUAUUGAACUUUUGAAGAAAGGAAACAGUAAGGUUGUAAAGCGAUCUGCGUCAGAUCCAGGACAGUCUUCGCCACAACAAGAUUUCACUUUUCGACCCGAAUUAUUCGGAGUUUCAUUUAAUUCAGAUGAUGGAUACUUUUCGCCCGCUCUUAAUGAAGAUACCUUCCAAUUCGCUACGACCGCUGAUCAGUUAGAGGAACUGGCAUCGCUAGAAGAUUACGCGACCGUAGCGGCCUCAAUCCAUGAGCGAUCACCAGUCACGUUCCCGUCCAAUCGCCGUUUGGCUGCAGUACUAAAUUCUCCUCUACCAGAAUCAUUAGCCGAUUUUGGAGCUUGCCACGGCGGGCCUGCGAUAACAUCGCCUGGAAUUCCAGGAUAUACAGACAAUUCUCCGAGCCUUUCUUAUGGUGAUUCGCCUGGUUUAGCUUACACUGCCGCAUCCCCGAGUGGAGGUUACUCAACGCAUCCGACACCGUCCCCUAGUUUAGCUUACCCCACACCUCCCGCAUCGCAAGAUGCUCAAUCACCGGCACAUUCUGUCCCAAGAGCUUCAUCACCACUUACAGCUGCAUUUUUUACUGCAACAAUGUCUAGUCAAGAAGAGGUUGAAGAAGCUCUCGAAGAAGUUUUGCCGGAGGAGUGUCGAUCGUUGGAUGCGUAUACACUCCAACCUUCGCCGACAGCUCGGCGAAUGAUGCUUAAUUCUGAAGACCCUCUCUUAUCGAGCAGUCCGCGAGAUUUUCCACAUCAGAGAUCAACUCGACGUCAUAACCGUUCAGUAACACCGAUGUCUACAUCACUUCAGCAAUGGCAAUCUGACUCUCUUCAAGUAUGCGUGGAAGGCCGUGAUCCAGUACCAGCAGUGUUCCUAAGUCCAAACAGUAUACCGGCCUCACCGCAACGACGGAAAAGGAAAGCGUCUCCAGCUGGCCCGUACCGCUCUCGCAUGCGUCGAGUGACCAGCCACUACACACCGCAACCAAUACUGCAACCGGAUAGAGAUGGUCCUGGACUUUAUGCAGAUUUACUGAACGGGUUGUCCAAUUCAGAGGUUGACGUGUUAGCUCAAUUUGAAGAUAACCAGAAGCCACAAAUAAAUAUCGGGCCGGAACAUCAAGCUGAUAUACCGGAGUUGUGCAACGAUCGCAUUGAUCUCCAUCGAGUACCUGAACAGUUACUUUGGGAUCCAGGCAUCAACGAUGCAUUAGAUGAUAAUGAAGUGCGCAUGUUCAUGGAGCUGGCGAUGUGCGCGGCGAUGCCGGUGGGCGGGCACAGCCGCGAGAGCGCGCUGCAGACGCUGGGCGAGUGCGGCGGCGACGUGCGCGCGGCCACGCUGCGGCUCAUGGCGCGCCCCGCGCCCGCGCCCCCCUGCCCCGACCCGCGCUGGGCGCCCGACGAGCUCGAGGCCUUCCUCGCCGGCCUCGCGCUCUACGACAAGGACUUCUACCGCAUCGCGAGCCUGAUAAGAACCAAAGACUCGAAACAAUGCGUGCAAUUCUACUACUUCUGGAAGAAAGUAACGAAAGACUACAAAACGUUGUACUUGCGGAGCUGGAGUGACUCGCAACCGACACAAGGUUCGUUAGGCCAGUCGCUGGCGCCAGCACUCGCCUCGUCGCCUUCCUUCGAGGGAGAGGAGUUCCCUUGCAAGAUCUGCGGAAAAGUAUUUAACAAAGUAAAAAGUCGUAGCGCACACAUGAAGUCGCACCGGCCACUCGACGCCGAGCCCAAAAGGCCUAAACUCGAAAAGCCUUAUGAAAAGGUCGAGAGAUCUGAUGACAGAUCCCAAGCGACUACUGAAUACCAAAAUAAAACGCCUACACAAUAAUUUGUCGCUCACUCAUUCCGCCCACGCGUCAUUUUUGCCUCAGUGCGACUAAUCACAAUUAUUCAAAUACGUAUUAUAUAGUUGGGCUUACGUGUUACGUGUUACUCGUUACUCGCUGUCUUGUGUCGCGUGUCACGUGCCACGUGUCGUGCCAUUCACGCGUGUCACGUGCCACGUGCCACGUGCCACUUGGCUCUCGCGUGCACUCGAACCGCGCCUGCACAUUAACAAUGACGAACCGCUCGGCCUCUGAAAAUGCCUAAGCAUUUAUUAUGAUAAUUACAAAAUAGAUAUAUACUGACAUUUAGAAGUGAAAUAGUUCUAGUGGCUAGACGUUAGGGGUAUCGACGCCCGAACUAAAAUUACCAAUUCUCAAAAUUCUUGUAACGCUUAGCCUAAAGAGCCGUUAAUAUUUUGUAUACACGUGUAGAUAUAAGUACCGAGUAGGAACUUGGUAAAGUUUUUAUAUGACAGACUUCUCGACGUGACUGCAAGUGUGAUGUUGUAAAUAUCUAGUAGUUGUUAAUCAGUACAGCAGAUCCGGGCGAGCUACAACCUAAAGGUGAAUGUAUAAUAUACUCGUACAUUAUGUGUAAUAUAAAAGUACAUACGCGUGUAAAUUAAGAGUUUUUCGUGUAGUAACUACACUACCUCGUUUCUAUUCGCCCUCGGUUUUAGCGCGAGCCCAGCUCAUUGUUACGUUUGCUUAUUUUGCUCAUUUCGUUAUUUAUUAUUUUUGUUAUUUUAGCUUAAUUAGAAAAAUUUUAAGCGCAGAUUAUUUUUGCGUCUUGUUUUAGAUAGUUAAUUGUAUAAAGGAAUUCAAUUCAGCAUCCGUACCUACCGAAAACUAGUCACAUAUCGAUGCAGUUUUAGAAAAAUAUUGAACACAAACGUUCUGUGAAAAACUGGGUAUGGAAUGGAUCCCUACAACUAACAAAAAAAACCUCUCUGUGGAACGAAUGAGUGAUAAAUUCAAAGAAUAAAUGUAUCUAACACCGAUUAUCUAUAUUCUGCAAGGUACAAGAAAAACGAAGAACAAUAAAAAAUAUGCUAUAACUUAUAAACAUAUUCUCCGUACCUAGUUAUUCACAGAAAUGAUAUUAUAAAUAAUAUAAAAAAAUAAAUGGAAUGAUAAUAUUUUUUUACAGAAAUAUUAGUAAAAUGCUCAAAUGUUCUAUAUUUUACGUUGGUAAUUUUAUUAUCUCGUUCCUGUUAUUUAUUCUUUAUUGUAUAACUGAAUGUGUACUAAUUUAUGAAUGUAAGUUAUGUUGUACGAGUCGAUGUAAGAUAUUGUAUGUGCGUGUACUACGUGUUGUGAUAAUUGUAUGUAAUUGUUUCAGCAGUAGAGCUGAGUGUUGUAGUUGUAGCUUGUAGCCGAGCGCCGAGCGAUCGCGUUGCUCGAUAUCUCGAGUCUCGUUACCUUUAGCCUGCAAUUCUAAACUCAUUUCGUCGCUGCCAAACUGAGAACACAUUGUAAUAACUUUCGUGGUUGUGAACUUUCUUAUUAAACUUUUCGUCUUCCGAUAUAAGCACUUGACGUCUUCGUUCGAUUUCGAGGCAGUAUUCCUUUUAAAAGACAUAAUAUUAUAUUUAACACGCGUACGUUUGAAAUUAAUUUGUUGUUGAGUCGUAACGAUUUUAGAUUAAUUGUAACAAAAGCGUUAAACGCUCUCAGUAUUAUGGAUUCGGGAAACGAUUAACGAAACGUAGAAUUUUGUAAAAUAAUCUAUAGUAGAUGUCUAAACAAGGCCGUUAAAGUGGAUUAGCUCAGUUAUCGCUGGGGAUAUACCUACGUUAUGUAUUUCAUUACCCUCCAUGGGUAGAUAUAAUUAUAUGUAUAUACCUAUAUAUGAACCUAUAAUUAUAUACUUAAAUUAGUUAACUUCUGCCAACGUACAACCCUGUCGUAAUAUAUUAAGUAGCUCUAUAAUAUUAUAUACUUAUUUUAUAUUAAUAUUAAUUAUAAGAUGAAUUUGAAUCGCUAUGUUGCAAAACUAACUUGAGUGAUUAUUUGGUUGUGUUCUAUCUUAACAAUAUAGACAAAUGUUCACAAAAUGUUACUAAUUUUAUCUUCUAUUUCCCAUGUGCCAAAAAAUUUUAAUAAAUCUAAAUUUUCUUAUAUAAAUAUCAUAGGUUUAUUUCAAACCGUUAUUUACCAUUAAUAGAACAGUACCUACCGAUAAUAAAAAGCCAAAUUAUAUAUAUGAUACGUUUAGUUGAUUCAUAUUUUAAUUUUCCGUCUUAUAAUAUGAUAACUGCCGGUGAUAUAUUAAGUUUACUACAAAUUAAAAAUAAAAGUGAAAUUUUUGUACUGUAGAUACCUAAUAAUUCGAUUGUUAUUUACAGUCUGCCAAAUAGAUAUUAUAUGCCUAGAGUCUGUAAAGAAAUCGAAAAAAUAGAUUAUUAAUUUUAGAUUGAAUGAACUUGUUUCAAACGAAAUUAAAGAAAAUGAUAGUUAUGUAUUGUAAAUACAAUUUGAAAUCAUAAUUUCAGAUAUAGCUCUUCUUCUACAAAAUUACACAUGAUAAUUAAGAUCAAGUCCCUCCAGAGAGAUUUCUUAGCUAUUAAGACUGAACGCUACAAAAUCUCGCUUUCAUUACGUUAGUCUAUCGCCUUCCCUAGACUCAACUCUCGAGUUGCGCUUCUUCCUGUCGCAGUACUCAGUAGGUAUAUUAUCAGAUAAGCUAAUCCCAUUCCAUGUGCCAAAUCGUACUAGUCAGGGUGUAAGCUUAUAGAUCGCGCUAUCACCUAAACUCAUUAUCUAUAAUAUAAUAGCAAAAAUUAUUCUUUUAGAAUAUUAAAUCGCGACAUUUAGACUUCAUUAGAAACUCUAAACGAAUAAAUAGUAGCGAAAAUGUUGAAAUAAGUAUUAAAUUAUUUAUAAGAUCAAUUGAUAAAUAGAGUGAACUAUCUUAUUUCAAUUUAAACAUAGAAGUGCCUUACAAUUUUAUUUUUGUACUAUUAUUAUUUUGUUUGUUUUAAUUAAAAAGAAUACGAAGCACUGUAAAAUUGCAUUUAUUACAUACUCUGCGGCCGCUCUGCUGGCUCAGAGUGAGUACUACAGACGUGAUCGGCCUUAGUUCUACUAAUACUUAUAUUGUCUACAAAAUAUACUGAUAUCUCUAAGUCUUGCAAUUUAUAUUAAGGAAAUAUUAAAAAUAUACACACAUCGACGACAUAAUAAGGAUACAAUAAAUACAUGUCAAUUUACUACAUUAACCACUGAAGUGAAAGUUUACCUUUAUAAAAUGUAAAAUUAAAUAAUUUUAGGAAACAAGAAGCAAACGUUUUGUUUAAGUUGAUUCUAAUAUUAAAUUCUUCCAUCGUUCUCCACUGUUCUUAAUCUUUAUAAUCUUAAAUCUAUUUCCCCGCUUAGUAACCUUAUUCGUUGCUCUCGUAGCAAAUGUGUGUAAUUGUAUAUAUUUAUGUACUUUAUAUAUUUGUGUCAUAAUAUACUCAUUCAUAAUACAUACAUAUUACUAUAUAUAUAGUAACGAUAUUUUGUAAAUUUAAGUGAAUUAUAUUCUUCUAAUUUUGUAUCGAAAAUUUGUACGAAGGAAUAUCCUUCACUGCCAUACAGUGUUACCACUUCAUAAACACACGAAUGGAAUAUCAUCGAAAGCAUUUAAAUAAUGAAUAAUAUUUCGCUUCCUGUGUAAAAUGCGUACCAGGGAAUUGCAUUCACCGACACGUUUAUUUACGUGGUAGCACUGUAUCAAAAUAAUACGUACUUAAUACGUUUAGUGUAAUAGUAGAAUGUACAUGAAACGUGCCAAAUGCACGAUAAUUUGAUAUUACACUCUGUGUUGUGAUUUUGAACGUUCUGUAAAUUACGAAUCUUUGAAAUACUAGUAGUAUUUAUUUAUUGAAAUAAAUAAAUAAAUAAAUAAAUACUAUGAAAAAUCGUAGGACCUUUUAGAUUAGAACAAUUCUUCGCGUAGACAUGUUAGGUCAUUAAAUAUAUGAGCAUUUAGAUUAAACAUUAUAGAUAAUCAUUGAAAGAUGUAAAUGUAUUAAUUAUAAAUUCUAGAUUCAUUGUUAUAUUGAAUGUGAUGAUUUGUAAUGAACAACGACUAAGCUCGAGUCCUGUCCCUCUCCCUCUGGGCGACUUCACAACUUCGCAUAUCCUUGAAACAAUAAGUAAUUAAAUAAAACUAUUACAUAUAUAUUGAUAAAUUUAUUAGGGUAACUAAUUUUUUAAGACAAUGACUAUUACGUGAUCUUUUAGAUUGUCUUUAUUAAUAAAUAUUUGGUGAAGGUUUUGUCA